This is a messenger RNA of Salvia miltiorrhiza (redroot sage), 1462 nucleotides long. RefSeq lists its product as uncharacterized. Lineage: Eukaryota; Viridiplantae; Streptophyta; Magnoliopsida; Lamiales; Lamiaceae. The transcript is spliced from 7 exons. Bases 161 to 1447 code for a protein of 428 amino acids. The record is from RefSeq and is a predicted model, not a curated record.
CAAGAAAUCAUUGAAGUCAUGUGUUUUUUUUUACUUAUAUUAUUUUCAAUGGUUUGAAAGUGAAAUAUUUGUUUUUUUUUUUUUUGUGUAUUUGCACGUGUUAGACAUUGAACUAUGCUAAUUAUAUUUUUAUUUCAUGUUUUGAGUUAAGGUACUAAGAAUGGCUGCUCAAUCCAAAAAGAAAAAGAAUCAGAAAGGUUAUGCUGAGGGAACAGGUGAUUCCCCUGUCAAAAAGAAGCAAAAGAGAAUUUCACUUCCUGGUAUAGUUAUUCGAGAACCGAUUUCUGGCCAAGUGAAGGGACCAUGUACAAUUCAACAAGAUAAAAAUAAGGGAAAAGGAAAAAUAAUUUUAGAUCCCGACUCUGCCAAAGUAAAGAAAUCGCGUACAGUGCAACAAUAUAAAAACAAGAAUCCAGAUCAAAUGAUUGAAGGUGAGUGUUCCAAGGCAGCUGAACGGAAAAAAAAUAAAGGAAAAAGAAUGUUGAGUGAAGAGGACAAAAAUGAAGAAAGCGAGAGUUCAGAUGACGAUGAUUUUGAGGUUGUGCAUCCAAGGGUUCAAAUCGCGAACCUCAUGGAUGUACGGUGCAAACGAAGAGGAGUGAAGGAAAACUUUCCGAAGAAAAAAAAGGUCAGACAGAUUAUGGCAUCUGUUCCAGGUCUGAGAACACGGACUUCGCCAGCAUCACUGUUCAAGAAAAUUAGCUUGAUGAAUGAAGCUCAAAAACAAGCAGUACGUGACAUGGGAUUUGGGUCCGUAUUGCAGUUAGGUGUCAGAAAAUUACCUGGAAAACUAGCUUUCUGGGUAGUCGAGCAUUUCGACUGCAAGAGCUGUUCAAUUGUGGUGGGUGGUAAUCAAGGUAUAAGGGUUGAUGAAGAUGACGUGUAUAGAGUUUAUGGUUUUCCAAAAGACAAAAAGGAAAUUGAGAUAUUCGAGAGAAAACAUAGAAGUCCUCUGUAUGAUGAGUGGUUGGCAUUCUUUGAAGAUUCAACUAAGGAUGACAUAAAGAUCACACAUGUGUUGGACGUGAUGAUAGAAAGGGUUGAUGCAGAUAUAUGGUUCAAAAGACAUUUCAUAAUUGCCAUGGCAUGUUGUUUGAUUGAGAGCAUGACCAGUGGGACAGUGCAUCCUUACAUUCUGAAUUGUCUUCAUGAUAUGGACAAACUAAGAGAGUGGAAUUGGGGGGCCUAUGUUCUGGACAGUGCAUGUGAUCAGAGACUUUCAUGGGACAAAAAUAAAAAGAAAGUUUUUGCAGGACCAGCCUUGUUCUUGACGUGCCUUUACGUCGAUCGUAUACAGGUUUUCGGAUCACCAUCAAGGAGAGAAUUUCCUAUCAUUUCAAAUUGGACUACGUCCACUUUGUUGAAAAGGCAAAAGAAAGAAUUGGUUAACAGUUACUUUGGUGGUGGAAGACUUAGAACACCGAUUAAGCUUCCUGAUGAAUAUUAGAUUCAGCAUGAAACG